GCCCGGCGGGGCUCUCUGUGAGGAUCGGGGAGGUAAAGGACCCCGAAGGGGCCCGGCGAGUGGGUGGACGUGGAGAAAGCCGAGCCGGACAGAGGAGGUGCCGUCAGGAGGAUGUGGGUUUCAGUCUGGUGGUGCCAUGUGAAGGAGUCCUCAGAUCGCUUCUGUUCCUGUCUUUCCCCAGCUUAGACUUGUAGAUGUAUCAGUCAUCGAAUACCAGGCUGGGAGGGACGUCAGGGAUCGCGUGGUCCAACCUGUAUAUAAAUCUGGGCAAUGGAACAUUGAUGUGUAGCCCCAGCCUCCCUGAGACUCUAUAAGAAGACUAUCCUACCUCUGUCACAGAAUUAGUUUGAAUUUGGAGUGGUUUGGUUUUGCAGUAGGAUCCCUUGGGAGACCCCAUUAUCCACCUUGAAGCCACCCUGAUUUUUGUCUUGAGUGUAUGUGUGUGUGUGCAGCUAAUAGGUGUAACCACCCCACUGACAGGUGGGUAGAAACACCUUAGCUGUUUUGUAGGCUUAUUUCUUCAACUCCAGAGACUCUGCAUUAUAAAGCAUGUAUGUUCCUUGAGGAGCAAUUAACCUUGGAGGAAACUACAUGCUGAGUAAUAUAAAAUUGGGUUGGGUAAUAAUUAACCUUGUUUCUGCAUUGUCUCAUCACCAUUGUACGAUCUUUGCUUCCUAACUAACACUUUGUAAUUUCUUCCAAGUAUUCUUCAUAAAUGUAGGUUGCAAAAUUUUUGCAAGGAAAACUUGGAGAGCUUAAAUUAACAGCUAAUUGGUAAAUAAGGCAGCUCAACCCAAAUGUAAGUGUAUUUCAGAGAAAAUUUGUGAAUGAAAUGAAGAAGUGUGAAGAAAUGGAAAGAAUACUGGGGUACUUAGUACAAGAAAUUAAAAAGGCGGAUAUUCCACUUCCUGAAGGAGAUGUUGCUCCUCCUGCCCCUUUGCUGAAACACAUUUUAGAAAUCCAGGAACAGUUGCAGAAGCUGGAGACAGAAUUGAGGGAAAUAACUAGGAACAAAGAAAAGUUGAGGAGAAACCUGCUCGAACUAACGGAAUACAUGUGCAUGCUAGAUGUGACUCAAGGAUUUGUCAGGAGAACGGCAGAGUAUGAAUCCCAAUUACAUGCAAAUUAUGAAGAGUUUCCAUCCAUGGAGAAUGAGCCAUUAGUGGAUUACAACUGUAUGCACAGACUGGGUGCCAAACUGGGGUUUAUAUCUGGGUUAGUUCACAUGGCAAAAGUUGAAGCAUUUGAGAAAAUGCUGUGGCGAGCAUGUAAGGGCUAUACUAUCCUUACCUAUGCAGAGUUGGAUGAGCGUCUGGAGGAUCCUGAUACAGGUGAAACCACAAAGUGGUUUGUUUUUUUAGUGUCCUACUGGGGUGAACAAAUUGGCCAGAAAGUUAAGAAGAUUUGUGAUUGCUAUCACUGUCACGUGUAUCCCUAUCCAAAUAGCACAGAGGAACGCAGUGCAGUUGUUGAAGGACUAAAUGUUCGUAUUCAGGAUCUUCACACUGUGCUGCAUAAAACCGAGGAUUACUUACGCCAAGUCUUAUGUAAAGCAUCUGAAUCAGUCUAUACAUGGGUUAUCCAAGUGAAGAAGAUGAAAGCCAUUUAUCAUGUACUCAACCUGUGCAGUUUUGAUGUCACAAAUAAAUGUUUAAUUGCUGAGGCUUGGUGUCCAGUUGCUGAUCUUCAAAACUUGCGCCAUGCAUUGGAGGAAGGUUCAAGAAAGAGUGGAGCUGCAGUUUCUUCAUUCAUGAAUACCAUCCCAACAACACAACCUCCUCCAACUUUGAUACGUACCAAUAAAUUUACCUCAGGGUUCCAAAACAUUGUUGAUGCCUAUGGAGUUGGAAACUAUGGUGAAGUUAAUCCAGCUCUCUAUACCAUCAUCACUUUUCCCUUCUUGUUUGCGGUGAUGUUUGGAGACUUAGGCCAUGGUCUGCUAAUGCUCAUAUUUGCACUCCUGACAAUACUGUAUGAAAACCACCCUAGAUUGCAAAGAUCACAAGAUGAGAUAAUGAAAAUGUUAUUUGAAGGCCGCUAUGUUAUUUUGUUAAUGGGUCUGUUUUCUGUCUACACUGGAUUGAUCUAUAAUGACUGUUUUUCAAAGUCAUUAAAUAUAUUUGGUUCUGGAUGGAAUGUUUCAGCAAUGUUUGAAGAGAAGGUUUGGGGUCUUGAGGAUCUGCAGGAUAAUCAGUUUUUAGCACUGGAUCCAAAUGUUACUGGUGUAUACCAUGGAGUUUACCCCUUUGGAAUUGAUCCGAUAUGGAAUUUGGCAAGCAACCGUCUCAGUUUUUUAAAUUCUUUCAAAAUGAAAAUGUCUGUGAUUUUUGGAGUGACUCACAUGACGUUUGGAGUUGUACUGGGGGUAUUUAACCACUUGCAUUUCAAAAAGAAGUACAAUAUUUAUUUGGUUUUUCUUCCUGAACUUUUAUUCAUGAUGUGCAUCUUUGGCUACCUUGUCUUUAUGAUAUUCUUUAAAUGGCUAGCAUACUCUGCAGAGGACUCUACAUCUGCUCCUAGUAUCCUGAUACAAUUUAUUAACAUGUUCCUGUUUACUGGUGGUGAAACAGACGUCUUCUACACUGGACAGAUUGGUCUGCAGAGGUUUUUACUUACUAUUGCUUUUCUUUGUGUUCCCGUAUUGCUUUUUGGUAAACCUCUGUAUUUAUACUGGUUGCACAGUGGAGCCCGAGGCAUUAGAAUGUACAGGAGUGGCUACAAGCUCAUUCGGAAAGAAAGUGAAGAAGAGCUUUCUCUUCUGAGAUGUCAUGAUGUAGAAGAAGGAAGCAGUCAUUUGGACAGUGGGCACAGAGAGGGGGAUGGAGAGGAGUUUAAUUUUGCAGAUGUGUUUAUGAAUCAAGCAAUUCAUACCAUUGAAUACUGUUUAGGAUGCAUUUCUAAUACGGCUUCAUAUCUGAGACUCUGGGCAUUAAGUCUUGCUCAUGCACAAUUAUCAGAAGUUCUGUGGCAAAUGGUGAUGAGAGUGGGUCUUCGUGUGGAUACAACAUACGGUGUCUUACUUCUAGUCCCUGUUCUAGCCUUUUUUGCUGUGCUAACAGUUUUUAUUCUUCUGGUCAUGGAGGGACUUUCUGCUUUUCUCCAUGCUAUACGACUUCACUGGGUGGAAUUUCAGAACAAAUUUUACUCUGGUGGAGGAUACAAGUUUACACCUUUCUCUUUUAAGCACAUUUCUUUACAUUUUAAUAAAGAUGAUAUGGUGUAGUUUGGUUGCUGUCAGCAGAAAUGUUUGGAAUUGUCUGCAAAUAAUCAUGUGAUUUGAUCUUACCUAGGAAUGUUUUCCUGUAAGACAAAGUGGUUUUCACUGAUUGCCUUAUAAUGCAGCCAAAUAAUUCUGUAUUAUAUACCUCCCAUAGAAAUACAUAGCAGAUGUGGAAUAUCUUGUAAAGUAUAUAGAUAUAAAAUGUACAUUUUUCUUGAUAAACUAAUGUUGUAAAUUAAUUUUAUUCUUUAAAAAAAAAGUUGUUACUGCUUGUUCUAAAACUGAUGUAGGUAUUUUUUGUUGC
Molecule: messenger RNA, 3524 nt
Organism: Dryobates pubescens (Downy woodpecker)
Lineage: Eukaryota; Metazoa; Chordata; Aves; Piciformes; Picidae
Gene: ATP6V0A2
Product: ATPase H+ transporting V0 subunit a2
Exons: 20
Coding region: 833-3223 (796 amino acids)
Biological process (GO): proton transmembrane transport; vacuolar acidification
Cellular component (GO): vacuolar proton-transporting V-type ATPase complex; plasma membrane; vacuolar proton-transporting V-type ATPase, V0 domain
Molecular function (GO): proton-transporting ATPase activity, rotational mechanism; ATPase binding
Source: RefSeq, a predicted model, not a curated record